Molecule: messenger RNA, 1349 nt
Organism: Venturia canescens
Lineage: Eukaryota; Metazoa; Arthropoda; Insecta; Hymenoptera; Ichneumonidae
Product: U6 snRNA phosphodiesterase
Exons: 4
Coding region: 713-1261 (182 amino acids)
Biological process (GO): U6 snRNA 3'-end processing
Cellular component (GO): nucleus
Molecular function (GO): 3'-5'-RNA exonuclease activity
Source: RefSeq, a predicted model, not a curated record
UUGUCGUCAAUCAUGAAAAAACAAAAUUAUUUGAAUCAUUUUUUGGUCCCGAAAAAUUCCUUCCAGUGCGUCAAUUGGAGAAAAAAAAACUAUCCAGUUUUCAAACUACUUUAAUCUUUUGAAGGAGCCCAAUUUUCUAAACUAUUUCGAGGUUAAGAUUCUUGCCCACGAUGCUAUUUUCUACGAACCGCAGAAAUUUUAAAAAUACUUUGUGCGUAAGCAUCGUGUGUUGCGGAAACUUGUCCUAUCGAUUCUUCAAUCACCUGCGUAAAGAACUCCUGGACGAAAAAAAUUAUUACGGAAUAACCGUUUUAAUUUUUUAUCGACUUGAUAUUUUUCUCGUGGUGUAAUCAUAAAAUUAUUACUCUUUUGCUUUGCAAUUGACCUAAAUCUAUAUAAAAGAAAUAAAAAACGAUUAUGAUGAUAAUCUUUAUUGCUGUCCCGGUUAGAGUUGAGCUUCAAUAUACUCAUCCCUUCCCCCAGCCCAACCAACGCGCUAUCCUCUUACUGAACAUGAAUUUCAUCUGUGUCUUUUCUUGCUAUUCCCGCCAUGCCGCCAUCAUCGAACGUAAAGUAAAACUGGGCAAGCAUGGAAGCGUGUAGUGUAGGUUAAGCAUGAAUAUGUUCUACAAAUGUAAACAAUCCACAGGGAGCCAAAUUUAUUCGGAACAAUUUGAAAAAUAUCACUUUUUUUACGGUUACGAAAUUAUUGAUGGCGGGAUUCAGUGCGAUACAAACUUAUGCUUCUGAUUCUGAGGAUGAUGAAGCCGAGUACGAGACUCACAAAAUUGGUGAGACCGCCGAAAAGCUCGGGGGAAGCGAUCAGCCUCCGCGAUUGCCAUUGCCAGAGAGCAUUUUGAAAUUCAAAGGAGUUCCUCAUCAUGAAGAAGUCGUCGAUAAUCCGGCUGAUCAUGAGGGACGAACGAGGUCUUUCAAACACGAACGUGGCAAUUGGGCAACCCACAUUUUUGCCAAAUCUAUACAGUGUACAGGGGUUGACGAUUCUCCCAAACACCUCGUUGAAUCUCUGAACAAAGUAUUGGCGGAAUAUGGGUUGCCGGCUUAUUAUGAGGAAGUUUCUUUCCACAUAAGUCUUCUGUCAAGCAUUGACAAUUUGAAGGCACUUCUAGAACCCUUUGAAAACACGUUUUCAGAGGAGCUGGCAAUUAAGUUGGCGGAAACUCCAUCCGGAUGUCGAAUAAUGAUCGAAUGCUUGUAUUGCAAAAUAGGAAAUAAGUUGUACGAGUUUCGAUUGAAAUAACGUAACUAUCAGCACAAAAAAAGACUCUUUCAACAUGUAUAAAAUAUUUUGUUUCUAUAAUAUAUUUUAAAUAAAUAUAAAGAAUGAA